GCCAGUCAGUUGAGCUGUUGCUUUACAGCUGUCAACAGCAGCUUAGCCCGCGACAUUCACACGCAAAGACCCCGUUCCGGGCGACCGUGUCCAGUGUCCAGGCAACCAAGCCAAGGCAUCUUGUGACCAGCCAAUGAUCAGUGUGACCACCCAGUGAUGCAACAGUAGGACCAGCCUUUCAACGAUGACUGAUUACAAAAAUGGCAGCAGCCCGGCCAGCAUUAACAACAAUAUUAACAACAACAACAACAGCAACAACAGCAGCAACAGCGGCGCGCUUAGACUAAUAUUGCCCAAGGAGCAGGCCGAGACGCCGCAACAAACAAAGUAUGAGGAACAGCCACCCAAGCAGACAACAACAACAACAGCAACAACAGGAGCAGCCGCGGCGCAUCCAGAUAAUCAUCCCACAAAGAAGAAGCGGCGGGACAAGAGCGACCUGGGCGAUGACUUUGUGGCGCCCGACGGCGGCUGGGGCUGGUUGGUGGCCGUCGCCAGCGGCAUCAACAUUCUGGUCACUUUUGCAUUGGCGCAACAGUUUGGCAUCAUCUUUCGCGCCCGGUUCGCCAACCUGGGCAUCAGCAACUCGGAGUUGACGACCAUCAUCAACACUCAGAUAGCCGUCUCCGCCUUCACAGGUCUGCUGAACGGUCCAUUGUUCCGUCGGUAUACGUACCGGGUGGUGGCCCUGGUCGGCUCGGUGCUGACCUUUGUGGGCCUGUUCUGGAUGGUGUUUGCGGAUACGUUCACAUUGUAUCUGCUGAGCUUCUCGAUUAUUUACGGCUUCGGACGCGGCCUGACAGUGUCCGCCUCCUCGCUGGCGGUCAACACGUACUUCAAGUCGAAGCGGCGGACGGCGACCGCGUAUCAGUUCGGCGUCGCCGGGCUGGGCCCCAUAGUGUGCCCCUACUUUGCCACGUUCAUGCUGCAGGAGUUCGGGGUCCAGGGCACGACGAUGCUCUUUGCCGGCGCCUCGCUGCACACGAUCGCCUGUUCGCUGAUCUAUCAGCCGGUCAAGUGGCAUGUGGUGAAGCGGGACAAGGACGCGGAGGCGCUGCAGCCGCCCAAGUCGCAGGCGCUGGUCGACGACGAGGACGAGGACAUCAUCAAGCAUGUGGUCGAGCCCGAAACGCCAGUCCUGCCGCGUGCCAACGACGGCUGGUUCGGUUCGCGUGCAUCCCUCAACAGCAGCGGGACACGGAAUCGGCUCAACAGCUGGGACAAGCAACAGGGCGGCGAGCGCGGCCACCUGGAGCUGAGGCGACUCAGCAGCCGUGACUCUGGUGGCGGCCGGCAGCAUCGCAGCAUCUCCGUCAGCCACAGCAUCAAGGAGGAGACGCACGACCAGGACGUGGCCGACUAUGAUUAUGAGAAUCGCGACCAAACGCAGCCGCUCAAGCCGCAGACGCAGCCGCAGCUGCUGACGGCCAAGCAGCUGCAGCAGCUGGAGGACGAGCAGGAGCAGGAGCGCCGCAAGAAGCUACCGUUCUACAAGAAGAUUGUCAUCUUCUUCGAUCUGGAUCUGCUGCGCGACAUCACCUACGUCAAUCUGGCCGUGGGCAUCACAUUGAUUAACUUUGUGGAAAUCAAUUUCGCUAUCCUGACGCCGUUCAUCCUCAGCGAUCUGGGCUUCAACAGCAGCCAGAUAGCGUUCGCCAUGUCGCUGCUGGGCUUCUUCGAUCUGGUCAUACGCUUCCUCAUCCCGCUCAUCACGGCCAAGUUCAGCUGGAGCAAUCGCACCUUCUUUGUCGUGGGCAUACUGGGCAUGUGCCUGGGCCGUGCUCUGCUCUCGCUGACCACCAAUUUCUAUGCGAUGGUGGCGAUCUUUCUGUGGCUCGGCCUCAACAAGGCCUUCCGCACCGUCUUCUGGUCCCUGAUCAUACCCAGCUAUGUGCCGCUGAAACGUUUGCCGGCCGCCGCCGGCCUCCAGCUGCUGAUGUCGGGCACAUUCUCGAUGGCAUUUGGACCUGUGAUCGGUCUGAUACGGGACAAUACCAGCUAUGCGUUCACCCUCAACUGUCUCAAUGCGCUCUGCGUGAUGGCCAUUGCCCUCUGGUAUUUGGAGGAUUGCAUUCGUGCCCGCCGUCGCAAAUCGCCGCCGGUCACCGAUGCUGACUUUAAGUGAGCUGCCGCACGACCUGGACGCAUGCCGCCCGCCUGCCUGCCUGCCCACCAACACCUACACUUUCAUCCAUCUACUUUCACCCAUCCAUCCGCAUAACGUCUAGUUUAGCCAAGUUUUUUGAUUGUUGUCCUUUGUUUUUUUUUUUUGUAUGAUUAUUUUAAAAAUAUUGUUGUUUUUUUUUUCCAUAUGUUUAAAGUGUACAUUUUGUAUAUAAUUAAAUGUAGCAAAUUAUUUUUAUGAAUUAUAUUAACUGUUAAUAAUAUGCGUAAGCUGUCCCAUUCGAAAUGCCAUUUGAUUUUGUUUUGUAUUUAGAGUUCUAUUUCGAUUCGAAUGCGUGCGCCAAUCAAUUUCCAAUUGAUUUAUUCACUUACCGCACAUUUGUCGUAUUCAGCGGCAUUUCAAUUGAUGCUGCACCCUGCAAUGCGCCGGGCAUUUGCGACUGCUUGACACAUUUGGUGACACUUCGAAUCCCAGAUAAGCUGCUCCAGCUGGCCUGAAGAGGCUUUAGUAAAUAUAUAUUUGAACUGGUUUGCCAGUUAUUGGAUUACUAUUAAAGUUUAAAAUAUCUUUCAAAAUGUUUUCGAGUUAGUUAAAAUUUGAAAUGUUAUUUAAAAACAGUUUUGUAAAUGCUUUUGAAAGCACUUUAAAGUCAUAUAACCUAUAAGAUCUAAUCGAUUUACCAUAUAUCGACUAUAUAUAUAUAUAGUGUAAAGCAUAUUUGCAGUGUUGAAAAACGAGUUAAGAACCGACAUAGCUAUUAGCUAUAAGAUCUUUAAGUUUUGUAGAAAGAUAUAAACAAAUUAGAAUUAGCCUAGUCAUGACUAUUUUUUUGGGUACUAUGUAAAAUUAGUUUCUUGAGCCUAUCGUGAUUGAGAACUGUGCAGAUAUCAUAAAUAUUGUUAAGUAUGCAAGCAUAUCUAAUCUUCGGCUUGAUUUUUUUCUAAUUCUUCUUCUAAUUUUUUUUUUGGUUUUUUUUUUUUUGCCAGAAGCGGCAAGUCAUGCCGGCAGCUCAUCAUCGAGCGAUGUGUCAUGCAAUUGCCGGUAAUUGGAUAGCGUGCCGGGGCAGUGCGGCAAGUAUCUGGCAAUGUUGUGAAAUAGCUAUAUAUAUAUAUACAUAUAUAUAUAUAUAUAUGUGUGUGUGUAGGGUGUGAGCCCCAGUGGAACCGAGCAAACUGCCCUUUGGCUGCACAAAUUUGACUGAUUAAUGAAAAGCUUUGCUUUGCUUUGCCCAGCUGGGUCGCUGAUCUCUGAAAGGCGACUUGGCUUUGGAUCAUAAACCGGUUGCCAUUUGCCAUUUGCCGGUUGCCAGUUGCCAGUUGCCGGUUGCCGGUUGUCAGUUGCUGCCUGAACUCGGUCAAUAAACUAACCGCAAAAAUGUGCAUCCCGACGGCUAAGAGCUGGCAGUUAAAUUAAGGAACAUUGAAAUGCAAACUGAGGAUCGCAUAUUUUGAGCUGGGCCUAGUAGCUAGGCAGCCAACAAACUCAAGAUCGUGGCAGGUGUUAACAAAAGUGCCAUAUAUUAAGGCCCAAGUGGAUCGUAGUUAGAUAUAUAUAUAUAUACAUAUACUUAUAUAUGUAUGCAUUUGCACAAGUCACGUCCAUUGAUCAAUGCCUUUUCGACAAUCAAUUCUUUUAUAUCAACACCUCAUAAAUUGGCCAAUAACUGAAGUUGUUUUUAUCGAAUCAUGACAGACCACUAAAACUCACGAUAUGAUAAUCAAACCAGGCAAACUGUGAGUCAAGUGCGCAGUGCAAAGUGGAAAGUCAAAAUUUAGGUGCUCCCCCAGACACACACCCAAAUUCAAAUCCAAAUCCAAAUCUAAUUAAAUGAGAGCUCCCGAAAAAAAAAAA
This is a messenger RNA of Drosophila montana, 3976 nucleotides long. RefSeq lists its product as uncharacterized. The record is from RefSeq and is a predicted model, not a curated record. Gene Ontology annotation, molecular function: monocarboxylic acid transmembrane transporter activity. The transcript is spliced from 5 exons. Gene Ontology annotation, biological process: transmembrane transport. NCBI's taxonomy places the organism in Eukaryota, Metazoa, Arthropoda, Insecta, Diptera, Drosophilidae. Bases 185 to 2125 code for a protein of 646 amino acids. Gene Ontology annotation, cellular component: membrane.